Messenger RNA from Vicia villosa (hairy vetch), 1068 nucleotides. Its product is annotated as glutathione S-transferase L3-like. Gene Ontology annotation, molecular function: glutathione transferase activity. The transcript has 10 exons. NCBI's taxonomy places the organism in Eukaryota, Viridiplantae, Streptophyta, Magnoliopsida, Fabales, Fabaceae. The coding region runs from base 143 to 856 and encodes 237 amino acids. The record is from RefSeq and is a predicted model, not a curated record.
AAAUUGCAUUGCACAUGAACUAAUAUUAAUCAAUUCAUAUCAAAGACCAAAAAGUUGCAUUACACUAACCAAUAAUCUGAUAUAAAAACAGAACAAUGACUUCAAACAUUACAUAUCAUAUCAUUACUACCAUUAGAUCAACAUGACAACUAUAGGUCUGCAAGAAAUUCGUCCUCCAACUCUUUCUCCAACUUCCGAACCACCACCGCUUUUCGAUGGAACUACCAGGUUAUACAUGAGCUAUACAUGCCCAUUUGCACAACGUGUAUGGAUCACUAGGAACCAUAAGGGACUACAAGACAAGAUCAAAUUGGUUCCUCUUGAUCUUCAGAACAAACCUGCUUGGUACAAAGAGAAAGUCCACCCAGAAAAUAAGGUGCCCUCUCUCGAACACGAUGGCAAGGUUAUCGAUGAAAGUAUUGACUUGAUCAAAUAUGUUGAGGCAAAUUUUGAAGGACCAUCACUAGUGCCUAAUGAUUCAACCAAGAAGGAAUUUGGAGAGGAGUUAAUAAAGUAUGCUGAUACUUUUACCAAAGAUGUGUAUGGUUCAUUCAAGGGUGAUCCUGUAACACAAACAAGUGCUUCAUUUGACUAUUUGGAGAAUGCUCUUGGCAAAUUUGAUGGGCCAUUCUUCCUUGGUGAAUUUAGUUUGGUGGAUAUUGUGUAUAUUCCAUUCAUUGAAAGGUUCCAAAUUGUUUUCUCGGAAUUGUUUAAGCAUGAUAUCACAGAUGGAAGGCCUAAAUUUGCAGCAUGGAUUAAGGAGCUGAACAAAAAUGAUGCUUAUAAGCAGACAAAACUUGCUAAUCCACAAGAAUUCGUUGGCUUUAUCAAGAGGAUCUUCUUGGGACAGAAGUAACAACAGAUUCAGUUGUUUGUGACAGUACUAGUUUACUAGUCAAUAAAGUGAGAGUGAAAACAUUAUGUGGAAUGCUCGAAAUAGUUUUUCACUACAAAUUUAUAAUAAUGGUGUGAAUUUGUAAUGUUUAAGUACAGGCGUGUAAUGUAUUGUGUAAGCCUUUUAUUUAAAAUUAAUAAUAAAUGUGUGAUGCACAUCUUGAUUAUGUUUUU